This is a messenger RNA of Postia placenta MAD-698-R-SB12, 897 nucleotides long. RefSeq lists its product as hypothetical. The coding region runs from base 1 to 897 and encodes 298 amino acids. The record is from RefSeq and is a predicted model, not a curated record. The transcript has 6 exons. Lineage: Eukaryota; Fungi; Basidiomycota; Agaricomycetes; Polyporales; Adustoporiaceae.
AUGGCAUUCAAGAGGCUGGCAGCGCACUCAGGCUGUAGCAAGCUCUGCUCCCCGUAUGUGCUGUAUACCGGCGGAGAGUAUAACGAUGAAAACGUGUCGACAGGAUACAGUCAUUCCUGUUAUGGAAGUAGGGACGCUGGCUGGGAUCGUAGACCAACUGACGAUACAACCCCUGCAUAUGACACGAAUUUUCCGUGCUGCUACUACGGUCAGCACGCUGUCUCUCGUCAGUUGUCCUCAGCCUAUAUGCGGCACAAAGAGCUGACCAGCCCACUGUUCUUGCAGACGGAAAAAGAGGUUUCCGUCGUGGAUGAAGAGCUGACUGUUGGGGAUGUCAUGUUUGCUUUGAAGGUGAUACCUUCAAACCAGAUAGUCAUCGAAAUCUGCCUUUCCUCUCUGGAAACGACGAUACGAGGCACAUGUGCCGUUGACGUUGGAGCGAAACGAAGGACAGAUGCCUCGGCGAUACAUAGUCGCACGGUGAUCGCCUCGCCGGGAAAGUCGAACGCAAUGGAAAUGCGUCGACGCAUUCAACCCCGAGGAGACGACGAGUGCGCCGGCCUCCCGCGUAUUCAAGUGUUUCAUUGUUAUUGUUUAUCUGGAGUUUACGAUCGGAUAGAAAGGCGCUCCGCAAAGCAUCCGAUUGGGUUUAUUUCCUCGCGCACUACGACCGGUCACAAGUAUGCGAUAAGUGUGAAUCGCGUUCUUGGCAUCCGUGCCGCUCCAAGCCUGCAAGCGGUACCGUGCCCCAUUUCUGCAGUGGCAGCCCAGCGACCGUCCUAUGAGCUCCACAACUAUCCCGCUAAUGUUAAACGUCUCACCGUGUACGACAGUAGCCCAUUCCCAUGGUACCAGGGCUUCCCGAACGAGUCCACUCGGAUCACGGAGGCGUCUUGA